Aspergillus terreus NIH2624 is the source of this 273-nucleotide messenger RNA. RefSeq names its product guanine nucleotide-binding protein subunit gamma. The record is from RefSeq and is a predicted model, not a curated record. Bases 1 to 273 code for a protein of 90 amino acids. The transcript is spliced from 3 exons. Gene Ontology annotation, molecular function: G-protein beta-subunit binding. Lineage: Eukaryota; Fungi; Ascomycota; Eurotiomycetes; Eurotiales; Aspergillaceae. Gene Ontology annotation, biological process: G protein-coupled receptor signaling pathway. Gene Ontology annotation, cellular component: heterotrimeric G-protein complex.
AUGCCUCCUUACGAGCUCCGAUCGGGCGGUGACGUGAAGAACAAGAAGCAGAGCGUCGCCGAUCUCAAAUUCCGUCGUCUCACAGAGCUCAAUGCCCGUCUGAAGGAGGACCUGGACCGGCCCCGAGUGAAGGUCUCCGAGGCCGCCAUGUCUCUCAUCAAUUACUGCAACAACACCCGCGACUACAUGGUACCAUCCGUAUGGGGUCAGGUCGACAAGCGGGAAGACCCCUAUGCGCCGCAGCAGCAGGGCGGCUGCUGCACGGUCAUGUAA